AUGGAGCUAAUAAUUCCGACAAACCAAACCCUACAAAACUUCCCCUCAUUGCACCACGAUGCGCGUAGACAAACCUCCAGACACCAUAAAGAUACGAUUUUUCACUCUUCUACUACUCUCGUUGUUAAGAAGCUCGGGCCUAGGAAACAACGACGGCCAGCCGUCAAGGUACUAGCCGUCUCGACCAUCGAAAAUGCCAAAAUUGCCCCCCGAAGGCGGCAGCCUACCGGCCCAUCUCACAGUUUCGUGGAAUUCGAGAGCAACAAAUACCUUCAGAGGCUGGUCCGAAAUGGGGAGCUUGAUGAAGCUUUCAAGCAUCUCGAGAAGAUGGCCUCUCAUGGCGACAUUCCGGAUAUUAUCCCGUGCACGAGCCUCAUCCGCGGGUUUUGUCGAUUAGGAAAGACCAAAAAGGCCACGCGGGUCAUGGAUAUUGUCGAGCAGUCAGGGGCUGUGCCGGAUGUCAUAACCUACAAUAUCUUGAUCCGGGGUUACUGUAAAUCGGGCGAGUUACAAAAUGCUUUGAGGGUAUUGGAGAGGAUGAAUGUGGACCCGGAUGUGGUCACGUACAACACGAUCCUCCGUACUCUGUGUAAUAGCGGGAAGUUGAAGCAAGCCAUUGAAGUCCUCGACCAGCAGCUGAGGAAGAAAUGCUACCCGGACGUGAUCACAUAUACUAUCCUGAUUGAGGGUACGUGCCGGGAAAGCGGGGUGGAGCAGGCCAUGAAGCUCCUGGAUGAGAUGAGGAAUAAAGGGUGCAAGCCGGAUGUGGUGACUUUCAAUGUUUUAAUAAACUGGAUUUGCAAGGAAGGGAGAUUGGACGAGGCUGUCGAGUUCUUGAACAAUAUGCCGUGUCAGCCGAACGUGAUCACGCAUAACAUUGUCUUGCGGAGCAUGUGCAGCACAGGCAGGUGGAUGGAUGCCGAGAGGUUCUUGGGUGAGAUGAUCAGGAAAGGGUGUUCGCCUAGUGUUGUCACUUUUAACAUUUUGAUUAACUUCCUGUGUCGGAAGGGGAAAGUGGCCAGGGCCAUUGAUAUUUUGGAGAAAAUGCCGAAAUACGGGUGCACCCCGAAUUCGAUGAGUUAUAAUCCUCUGCUUCACGGUUUUUGCAAGGAGAAGAAGAUGGACCGCGCUAUCAUGUAUCUCGAGGUAAUGGUCUCCAGGGGUUGUUAUCCGGAUAUAGUGACGUAUAACACGCUGCUCACAGCCCUUUGCAAAGAUGGGAAGGUCGAUGUUGCAGUGGAUAUCUUGAAGCAGCUGAGCAGUAAAGGUUGCUCGCCCGUUUUGAUCACAUACAAUACAGUAAUCGACGGGCUUUCCAAGAUUGGUAAAACUGAACAGGCCAUGCAGCUGCUGUUUGAGAUGCGGGAAAGGGGUUUGAAACCUGAUGUUAUCACUUAUAGCUCACUCGUGGGGGGCCUUAGCAGGGAAGGGAAAGUCGAGGAGGCCAUCGAGUUUUUCAGGGACUUGGAGAGAUUGGGUAUUAGGGCUAAUGUUGUCACUUAUAAUGCUAUUAUGCUUGGGCUUUGCAAGGCUCGACAGACCAUCCGGGCCAUUGGUUACUUGGUGCACAUGGUGUCUAGAGGAUGCAAUCCUAAUGAGUCUACUUACACGAUUCUGGUUGAGGGUUUAGCAUAUGAGGGCUACACGACGGAGGCUUCGGAGUUGUUGAAUGAGCUUUGGUCUCGAGGGGUCAUGAGCCAAAGAUCGGCCGAGUCUUUGGCCCUGAGAUUUGGUUUAGAUUUUUGUGCUGUUAUUACUUAUGAUUAG
Messenger RNA from Striga hermonthica, 1767 nucleotides. Lineage: Eukaryota; Viridiplantae; Streptophyta; Magnoliopsida; Lamiales; Orobanchaceae. The record is from the annotation of a GenBank genome assembly.